UAUAUUAUUCAGAACAACCGGUAUUUGAAAAUCAUCGUAUCGCCGUAAUUGUACAAACGUUCUUUACAUCAAAAUCCGCUCGAUUUUCGAACUGGGUCCGUUACCUUUUCCGAAAUGGUCCAAGAACUAAGUCUUGUUUCAGACCCUAUUGUAUUGCAUAUUUGGUCUUGCCUUCACAAUUAUGCCUACAAUGAUGCUUUAUUUGCAGCUGAAAGAUUAUAUGCUGAAACACACAAUAGCGAAAGCCUUUAUAUACUGGCAACCAGUUUGUAUCGAAUCGGCAGGCCGAGACAAGUUAAUAAACUACUCAACUCUGUCAAUUCGUUAUCUCCUAAGAGUCGGUUAGUUUCUUAAAAAUGGAUUUACAUUCGCUUAUUAGAUACUUGCUUGCAAAAUGCUACUAUGACAUUGGUUCACUAACGGAGGCUGAAGAUGCUAUACUGUUUUCUGGUCUUUCUUCUUCGUCCCUAGACGAGAUAACCAGUACUUAUGAAGAACAAUCUUGCUACGUUUUGCUACUUCUAGGGGAUAUUUGCAAACAUCAAGGAAGACUUAGUGAUGCUAUUAUUUACUACAAAAAAUGUCUCGAAAUGAAUCCCCUUAUGUGGUCUGCAUUUAAAAACCUCUGUAAUAUCGGUGAAUAUGUUGAGCCUUCCUCUGUUUUCCAGAAUCCUAGCGGGCUUAAACUUACAACACCUGUGUAUGCCGUUAUGCUCGACGAUCUACACAGUAAUCCGUAUGAAAGUGCUUCACGAGAAAACGUCAACCCUCAAAACUGUGAGUCUUUUACCACUCAGGCUUUAAUGUCGUCAAAAGAUUGUGAAAGUAGUGAUCAGGAAACAUUUGUUGAUGCAGAUUUUCUGUACACCAAUCAACGUCAUUUUGUCUCGUUUUGCUCUAGAAGCUUUAUUGGUGAUUUGGUACCUUCUCUCAAACCUGUAGACGUUCAUACCCCAGACAAGGUUAUGCCUUCUGCUUUGUCUCCGAAAGCUCCAAAACCUGUUAACCGAGUUGCACGCAAAUUGGCACAAAAUGUAAACUCGCAGUCCAUGAAACCAAAUGUACCUCGUUUUGGUUUACUUUCAUUUUUUCCUCAAAGUCCCAUGUUCGCUUGUGUUCCCGUAUUUUCAAAAAUUUCUGAGAAUCAAACUACAUCUCCGGAAUCAAUCCUCUCGAAAGCUGUGCAGUUGCCUUCAAGUCAGUGCUUACCAGAGUUACAGUUUACUCUUAACUCAUUUAAUAAUAGCCAAAAUGAUAUAACCUGUUUCCAAAUCCCUCGUCAGCGAAAUGAUACUUCAUGCAACAACAACACAACUAUGGGGACUAAAAGGGCCCCUCAUAUUGAUGAAUCGAAUGGAGACAGAAAUGCUGCGUAUAACGUCAAAAUUAAUACAUCUGUUACCUCUUCAGAGAAAUCUAAUGCUCUCUCCGAUACACCGACCAGUGCUCUACGUCAUCUUGUCUCCACUGCAGCAUCUAAUCUUGGUUUUCUAACGCUUGAGCCAAAUGUUACUUCAACUACCACCUCUCUUGUCAGCACACCAAGUGCCCGUCUUGAGCCACCUCUUUUACGUAGUACUUCUCAACGCAAUUUGUAUCCUACGCCCAGCGCCCGCCACAACCGCGAUUCUCUCUCAGUAUUGAGAUCAAAUUUGCAGUUCUUCAAUCCUGCUUCUCAAAGUCCUGGCAUGUUAACUUCUUCUUCAACACCAAGACCACUUUCGAGUCAACAAACAUCUACGGGGUGUCGAGCUGUCGAGAACACCACUUCUGUAGACAUUUCUACAGGUGGACCUCGGACAAGGUCUCAGGUUGCAGCAGCUGCAGCUGUAGCCAGAGCUUCUGGGAUUCAGAGAAAGUCGAAUAGAUUUUUAAGAAGCCGAGGUCAGAACCGCAAGUUUGAUUCUAAAUUACUACUAUCGGACUCGACGGGAAACUCUGCAAACAUGCAACCUAAAAUAACCAGUUCAGGUGUAUAUCCUGACCCCAGUUCCUUUAAAAGUAUACAUACUUCUACAAAUGAAGAUGCACCAGAUUUCGGAUGCAGCAAUCAUUAUAAUGCACCCUUGUCAAUCGAUGCCCCACCUAUAACAGAUGACCCGAGAAUGCUCUCACUACAACAGUAUUUAAACUUGUUAAGUCAACUUGGCAAAGCUUAUCAGAUGUUGGUGCGACAUCAGUGGCGUUCAGCUACCCGUCUACUUUUAAAACUUCCAAGCUCUCAACUUCAUACUGGUCGUGUUUUGGCGUGGGCAGCUCGUGCUCAUAUGGAUAAUUCAGAUUAUCAAACAGCUCAUAAGUUGUUCAAUGAAGCUCGUCGUAUGGAACCAUGGCAGCUAUCUGGAAUGGACUUCUACUCGACAGUAUUAUGGCAAGUCCAAGCUGAUCAGGAAUUAUCACAAUUAGCUCAUGAUUUAUUAGAACUUGAUCGUAAUGCUCCUGAACCUUGGUGUGUAGCAGGUAAUUGUUUCUCUUUGCAAGGUGAACAUGAAGCGGCUAUUAAAUUCUUCCGUCGUGCUCUUCAGGUUUCACCUACAAGUGCUUAUGCUUGGACACUUUUGGGUCAUGAACAGUCAACUCUAGAAGAGUUUGAUCGAGCACUAGCAGCUUUCCAGUUCGCCUUAAGAAUUGAUCCAAGACAUUAUAAUGCUUUGUUUGGCAUCAGUAAUGUUUAUUACAAACAAGAAAAGUUCGAUCUUGCCGAAAAUUACUUGGUUCGCGCAGUUGCACUUUUCCCUCAGUCACAUUUACUUUUGACUCAUCUUGCAGCUUUACGCAGUCGACUAGGUAGACUUGAUGAUGGGUAUGGAAGUGCAAUGGAUUUGAUUAGUCGUGCUUGUAAAAUUCAACCCAACAAUCCACUAGCUCGGUACCACAAAGCAUCUAUUUUAUAUCAUCUUGGACGUUAUUCUGAAGUAUUAUCGGAGCUUCAAAAACUUUUGGUUUUAACUCCACGUGAGGCUAUGGUUUACUUGAUGAUUGGACACACCUACAAAAAACUGGGAAAUACACCACAAGCAAUGAUUCAUUACUCAUGGGCUAUGGAGCUUGAUCCUAAGGGUGCUAACAGUCAUCUGAGAGAUAUAAUGACCAACCCACCAAUUUCAAGUCGCGGGAUGAAUCGACAAGACACUUCCGAGUCGGGGGUUUGCGUGGGGGGCCAAAACACCGGCAACUCGGCCAGACCACAUUUCAGCUCAUUUCAACUUGGUGUUUGUGCUAACUUCGAAGAAGAGGAUGGUAAUGAGAUCAUUGACCGAGCUUCAGGAGCAGAUGAAGAAAUGGUAAACAGUUUGCUUCAUCCAUCACAAAGUGUGACUCGUUCAAACUUAGUUCGCCGACUGACUGAUUUCUCGUUACUGUAUGAAAUGGAAGGAUAUGAACAGGACCCUGUAAUAUCUGAUGCAGAUGAGGAGCACUACGAUACGAUGGAUUUGAGUGGUGGAGUUGAUAGUAGAACUGAGCGCAGCGUACCAGACGACUGAAGCAACUACCUUCGUCUUCUCUUAUGUGAUAUUGAUGAAACACCACUUUUUAUUUCCAUCCCUUAAUUUUGGUCAGUCUUAUUUACUUUCAUAUAAAACAUAUACAGGUUUCGACUCAAAGCUCAACGUGUAUAAAGUUUUAUUGCACAUGUGUUGUAUCGAAUUUUCAUAUAAAUAUAUGAUCAUUACAAAACUAAAAACAGUUGUACAUAUGCCUUUUAUUUUAAUUUGGUAAGAUAUUCAGCUACAGUCCUUACACUAUAUAUAAUACCUAUUUUGAAAUUCCAUCAUUUACCUAUUUGUUUUCAGAUACAAUCAUUUCAUCAGUAGUGUGUGCUUAUAUCUAUGUAGAUGUUUUAUGAAUCUAUACCGGCUAAAACAGUCAAGUUAAGCUUUUCCAGUGCUCAGCUUCAUCGCACUACCUACAUACACAGGUCAUUAUAAAACUGUGGGUAAUGUUUAUAUUCUAUAGAACACUAGUUCUUGCUAGAGUAUAAUGUCGCUCAGUUAUAGAUGAUGUAACCCAUCACAUAAGCACAGGAAACUAGCAAGUUAAGCG
Messenger RNA from Schistosoma haematobium, 4044 nucleotides. Its product is annotated as anaphase-promoting complex subunit cdc27. Bases 357 to 3485 code for a protein of 1042 amino acids. NCBI's taxonomy places the organism in Eukaryota, Metazoa, Platyhelminthes, Trematoda, Strigeidida, Schistosomatidae. The record is from RefSeq and is a predicted model, not a curated record. Gene Ontology annotation, biological process: cell division. The transcript is spliced from 4 exons. Gene Ontology annotation, molecular function: protein binding.